Messenger RNA from Closterium sp. Naga37s-1, 2370 nucleotides. The record is from the annotation of a GenBank genome assembly. Lineage: Eukaryota; Viridiplantae; Streptophyta; Zygnematophyceae; Desmidiales; Closteriaceae.
AUGCUCUCCAUGGGCCUCACGCUCACCUUCGAGGACUUCCGCCGCUGCCUCCGCAACCCCUGGACGGUCGGAGUCGGCUUUAUCGCACAGUACUGCAUUAAGCCCAUUCUUGGCUAUGCCAUUGCUCUGGCGCUGAAGCUCCCCGCCCCCCUGGCCACCGGGCUCAUCCUCGUGUCGUGCUGCCCCGGCGGUCAGGCAUCCAAUGUCGCCACCUAUAUCUCGCGCGGCAACGUCGCCCUCUCCGUGCUCAUGACCACGGCGUCCACCAUCGGCGCCAUCUUCAUGACGCCCUUCCUCACCAAGGUCCUUGCCGGCCAGCUGGUGCCCGUCGACGCCAAGGGUCUGGCUCUCAGCACUUUCCAGGUCGUUCUUGUGCCCACCAUUUGUGGAGUCCUGGCUAACGAGUUCUUCAACGACAUCACCAAGAAGAUCACUUUCUUCACGCCACUUGUUGGCGUUGUUCUCACCACCCUGCUCUGCGCCUCCCCGAUUGGUCAGGUGGCGGAGGUGCUCAAGGCUCAGGGCGCGCAGCUCAUCCUCCCCGUCGCAGCUCUGCACGCCUUCGCCUUUGCUCUCGGCUACUUCCUUUCAAAAAUCUUCAACUUCAGCGAGUCCACCUCCCGCACCAUCUCCAUUGAGUGCGGCAUGCAGAGCUCGGCCCUUGGGUUCCUGCUAGCGCAAAAGCACUUCUCCAACCCACUGGUCGCUGUGCCAUCUGCUGUCAGCGUUGUCUUCAUGGCUAGGGCGCGACUUCACCAUACAGGCGAAGGGCGGACGCGUUACAUACCUUUUCCACCUUUCACCUGUCGGCCUUACUCUCUUCUUCCCCCUAAACCCUCUCUGCCUUACGCCCAUCCUCCCCACGCUCGCUCUCAAUCUUACACCCUUCUUCCCCCACCAUGCGUCCUCUGCCUUACGCCCUGCUUCCCCCUUUCCCCUCUCUUCCCUACACCAUCAUUCCCCCUCUCCCCUCUUUGCCUUAACCUCUUGUGUGCCCCUUUCCCCUCUCUGCCUUACCCCCUUCUUCCCGUUCUCUGCCUUAUGCCCUGCUUCCCCUUUUUCCCUCUCUGUCCUACAUCCUUCCUCCCCCUGUCCCCUCUCUGCCUUACCCCCUUCUUCCGCCUUUCCCCCCUCUCUGCCUUACGCCAUUCUCCCCCCUUUUCCCCUCUUCCAUACGCUCUUCUUCCCCCUUCCCCCUCUCUGCCUUACGCCCGUUUUUCCCCUUACGCCACUCUGCCUUACUCCCCUUCUUCCACCUUUUCCCUAUCUCCCUUGCUUCCUUCUACCCCCUUCCCCACUCUGCCUGUCACCCGUCUUCUCCCCUUCCCCACUCUGGCUUCCAACCGUCUUCUCCCCUUCUCCACUCUCCCUUACACCCUUCUUCCAACUUUCCCCUCUCUGCCUUUUUUGGGACCCUUACGCCUCUGCGCCUCACUCUCGUUGACCACCCUUCCCCAAUCUCCCCAUCCUCCUUCUUUUUCCACGCCCUCUCUGCCAUUCACCCCACUUCCCCCUUUCUCUCUCUGCGUUACACCCUUCUUCCGCCUUUCGCCUCUAUGCCUUGCACCCUUUAUCCCCCUUACGCCACUCUGCCAUACUCCCCUUCUUAUACCUUUCCACUAUCUCCCUUACCUCCUACAUCACCCUUUGCCUCUAUGCCAUUCUCCCUUCUUCUCCCCUUCCCGUCUCUCCCUUACGCCCUUCUUCCCCCUCUCCCCUCUCUGCCUUUCCCAUCUCUGCCUUCCACCCUUCUCCCCCCUUACACCCCUCGCUACACUGUCCUUUCUCCCCCCCCCACGCAACCACCUCCUUUCUCCCCCGCUUCCCACGCAGUCGUUGCGCCUCUCGCGGGGGUGUAACAUCAACACUCUGAUCGCGGAAACAGCCCUCUAUCCCUUCAAUGCCCUCUCUCCCCUCCAUGCCCACUCUCGACCCCUUGCCCUCUUUCCCCUAUCUCCUUCACAUCCAUCUUCCCCCCUCCCCCUCUCUGUGGGACACCCUUCUUCUCCCCUUCCCCUCUCUCCUUACAACCUCCGUCCCCCUUUCCCCUGUCUGCGGUACACCGGUUUUCCCCCUUUCCCCUGUCUGCGGUACACCGGUUUUCCCCCUUUCCCCUGUCUGCGGUACACCGGUUUUCCCCCUUUCCCCUGUCUGCCUCUCACCAUUCUUCCCCCUUUCCCCUCUGUGCCAGUCACCCUUCAACCUCUAUUCCCCCCUUUGCCUUUCAACCUUCGUCACCCCUUCCUCUCUCUGCCUUACGCUCUUCUUCCCCCCGUUCCAUCCUUCCUUACAACCUGCUUCACCCUCUCCCCUCUCUGCCUUGGAUUCUCCCUCUGUCCCUUGCUCUUUCACACACCUUGCUCCCUCUGA